Molecule: messenger RNA, 982 nt
Organism: Phanerochaete carnosa HHB-10118-sp
Lineage: Eukaryota; Fungi; Basidiomycota; Agaricomycetes; Polyporales; Phanerochaetaceae
Exons: 4
Biological process (GO): rRNA processing
Cellular component (GO): nucleolus; small-subunit processome
Source: RefSeq, a predicted model, not a curated record
UCGCUCCCUCCUCCACCUGCGCCCUGAGUCUGUAUCUCUUUUUCUGCACAAAGACGAGGUGAUCUCCUAGGUAGCUCAAGAGUAUUAAAUUGGCCGGGAUGUCAUCUCUUCGGAAUUCGCUCCACCGCCGAAAUCACAAGGAGCGUGGUCAGCUCGCUCACCGCGCAAAACUCGGCGUCCUCGAGAAACACAAGGACUAUGUCUUGCGAGCGCGAGAUUACCACUCGAAGCAAGACAGACUCACAAGGCUCAGGCAGAAGGCAGCGGAUAGGAACAAGGAUGAGUUCUACUUCGGGAUGAUCAGGCAGAGGACGCGGGAAGGUGUACAUAUCCAGGGCAGAGGAAACGAGGCUCUGCCUACGGACGUUGUAAAGGUUCUCAAGUCCCAGGACGAGAACUAUAUACGGACAAUGCGCCUCUCAAAUCAAAAAAAAAUAGACAAAAUAAAGGCUCAGCUUACCGCAUUCACUGGUCUCGUCAAAUCAGAUAUUCUUGACGGCGAAGACGAAGAUCUUGACGAUGAGGAGUUAGAAAUCCUCAGGUCCGUUGGAAUAAUAGCCGGCGGCGCUGAUCCGAAGCGCAAGCGACGCAGGCCUACGGGCAAACACAUAGUUUUUGCCGAGGACGAAGAGGAAGGCCGAACGUAUACGCCACCGGGAAAGCUGGAGUUCAACGACGAUAGCAUGAACGUGGAGGAAGACUACAAGGGCUUGGGAUGGAAGACGUUUGAGGGACUGGAGAGAAAAAAGCGAAAGGGGAAAGGCAGGGUUGAUGCGGAGAGCUCGACUGCUAUUGCCGAGGAGAUUAGGCAAGAAGAAGCCACGGAGCAGAGAACGAGGUUACUGGAAGAAUUGGCGGCUCGCCUCAGUCGUGACAGGCUUCUGCGCUAUACCGAGCGUGAACUGGAAAUGCAGAAAGCUUUGAUGGGGAAGGGGGCGUCGAGGAAACUGAAAGGUGUGGAGAAGGUUGAGGACGAAAAUGA